Molecule: messenger RNA, 6854 nt
Organism: Gambusia affinis (western mosquitofish)
Lineage: Eukaryota; Metazoa; Chordata; Actinopteri; Cyprinodontiformes; Poeciliidae
Gene: tnpo1
Product: transportin 1
Exons: 25
Coding region: 178-2862 (894 amino acids)
Biological process (GO): protein import into nucleus
Cellular component (GO): cytoplasm; nucleus
Molecular function (GO): small GTPase binding; nuclear import signal receptor activity
Source: RefSeq, a predicted model, not a curated record
CCGAAGCGAGGCAGCUAUAAUCAACGCAGGGCUGUUUGACCUGAAGCUUUUUUCGUCUGGCUCGAAGAACGGACCUGUCUGCCGAAACGGGCCCAUGUCUGAAAACCCAGACAGACGCUCUCAUUUUCACAGAAAGGAUACUACAAGCGAGUACGUCGCCCGCGACAGAGCAGCAAGAUGGAGUGUGAGUGGAAGCCAGACGAGCAGGGGCUUCAGCAAAUACUACAGCUGCUGAAGGAGUCUCAGUCACCAGAUACGUCCACGCAGAGAUCCGUCCAGCAAAGACUCGAGCAGCUGAACCAGUACCCGGACUUUAACAACUAUUUGAUAUUUGUUUUGACCAAAUUAAAAUCUGAAGACGAACCGACCCGUUCCCUGAGCGGACUGAUUCUGAAGAACAACGUAAAGGCUCACUACCAGAACUUCCCAAACGGAGUGUCUGAUUUUAUCAAAAGCGAAUGCCUCCAAAACAUCGGAGACUCCUCUCCCCUCAUUCGUGCCACAGUGGGAAUCCUCAUCACCACCAUCGCCUCCAAAGGAGAGCUGCAAAACUGGCCUGAGCUUCUGCCCAAACUCUGUCUGCUGCUGGAUUCUGAAGACUACAACACAUGUGAGGGAGCGUUCGGGGCGCUGCAGAAGAUCUGUGAGGACUCCGCCGAGAUCCUGGACAGCGACAUGCUGGAUCGUCCUCUUAACGUCAUGAUCCCCAAAUUCUUGCAGUUUUUCAAGCACAACAGCCCAAAAAUUAGGUCUCAUGCCAUCGCCUGUGUCAAUCAGUUCAUAGUCAACAGGACCCAGGCCCUAAUGCUCCACAUUGACCCGUUCAUCGAGAACCUGUUUGCACUGGCGACUGAUGAGGAGCCCGAAGUGAGGAAGAAUGUUUGCAGGGCCCUCGUCAUGCUGCUGGAGGUUCGCCUGGAUCGUCUUCUGCCUCACAUGCACAACAUCAUAGAGUACAUGCUCCUGAGGACCCAAGACCCAGACGAGAAUGUCGCCUUGGAGGCCUGUGAGUUCUGGCUUACACUGGCUGAGCAGCCGGUGUGUAAAGAAGUGCUGUGCGGUCACCUCUCUCAGCUCAUUCCUGUACUCGUCAACGGGAUGAAGUACUCAGAGAUCGACAUUAUCUUGCUCAAGGGGGACAUCGAGGAAGACGAGGCCGUACCAGACAACGAGCAGGACAUCAGACCACGCUUCCACCGCUCCCGCACGGUCGCCCAGCAGCACGAGGGCGACGGGAUUGGGGAAGACGACGACGACGACGACGACGAUGAUGAUGAAAUGGACGACGACGAUACGAUUUCUGAUUGGAACCUGCGAAAGUGCUCCGCAGCGGCGCUGGACGUGUUGGCCAACGUGUUCAGGGACGACCUGCUGCUGCACAUCCUCCCACUGCUCAAAGAGCUGCUUUUCCACCCUGACUGGAUUGUAAAGGAGUCCGGCAUCCUGGUGCUGGGGGCUAUAGCUGAAGGUUGCAUGCAAGGCAUGAUCCCCUACCUGCCUGAGCUCAUCCCGCACCUCGUCCAGUGCUUGUCUGACAAAAAGGCACUGGUGCGAUCCAUCACCUGCUGGACACUGAGUCGCUAUGCGCACUGGGUGGUCAACCAGCCCCCGGAUAUUUACCUGAAGCCUCUAAUGACUGAGCUACUGAAGCGCAUACUGGAUAGCAACAAACGUGUGCAGGAGGCCGCUUGCAGUGCCUUUGCCACGUUGGAGGAGGAGGCUUGCACAGAGCUGGUUCCCUACCUGGCGUUCAUCUUGGACACGCUGGUAUUUGCUUUCAGCAAGUACCAGCACAAAAAUCUGCUCAUUCUCUACGACGCCAUCGGGACGCUCGCAGAUUCUGUGGGACACCACCUAAAUAAACCGGAAUACAUCCAGAUGUUGAUGCCACCACUGAUACAGAAAUGGAACCAGCUGAAAGAUGAAGACAAAGAUCUUUUUCCUUUGUUAGAAUGUUUAUCCUCAGUAGCCACAGCCCUUCAAAGCGGCUUCCUGCCCUAUUGUGAGCCUGUUUACCAGCGAUGCGUCAAUCUGGUCCAGAAGACACUCGCUCAGGCUAUGCUUCAUCAGUCACAACCUGACCAGUAUGAAUCGCCGGACAAAGACUUCAUGAUUGUGGCUCUAGAUCUACUGAGCGGACUGGCCGAGGGCCUGGGUGGCACCAUCGAGCAGCUGGUCGCUCGUAGCAACAUCCUCACUCUUAUGUAUCAGUGCAUGCAGGACAAAAUGCCUGAGGUGCGUCAGAGCUCUUUCGCUCUGCUUGGGGAUCUCACCAAGGCUUGCUUCCAGCACGUAAAACCCUGCAUCGCUGAUUUUAUGCCCAUACUGGGUACAAAUUUGAACCCAGAGUUAAUAUCUGUGUGCAACAAUGCAACCUGGGCAAUCGGAGAGAUAUCUAUACAAAUGGGGCCCGAAAUGCAGCCUUACAUUGCCAUGGUGCUGCACCAGCUGGUGGAGAUCAUUAACAGACCCAAUACUCCAAAGACUCUACUGGAAAACACAGCAAUAACAAUUGGUCGUCUUGGUUACGUUUGUCCUCAAGAGGUGGCACCCAUGCUACAGCAGUUUAUAAGACCCUGGUGCACCUCUCUGCGAAAUAUAAGAGACAAUGAGGAGAAAGACUCGGCAUUCAGAGGAAUUUGCACCAUGAUCAGUGUAAAUCCUGGAGGCGUGGUGCAGGACUUUAUAUUCUUCUGCGACGCAGUGGCCUCCUGGGUAAAUCCAAAGGACGAUCUCAGAGAAAUGUUCUACAAGAUCCUUCACGGGUUCAAGAACCAGGUGGGCGAAGAGAACUGGAGGCGCUUCUCUGAUCAGUUCCCGCUUCCCUUGAAGGAACGACUGGCAACCUUUUAUGGGGUGUAAAGGCUUCCACAGCACUGUGCCUCAUCGCGGGGUCAUUCACCAUGGGAGACGAGACAGGGAACCAUCCCAGGGAACGUGUUACCCUCUACAGGGGGGGAAAAGGGGGGUCGACCCCUCCCUGACCUGGAGGAAGGGGUGGGAGGGAGGUGGUAGUAGCUCCAGUUCUCGGUGCCCUUAAGCGCAAGCUGGGGAUGGGGAGAGACUGGCAGUUCAACCUUAUCAUGGGAGGAUCAUUCAUUUAAUCAAUCUCAAUCACAAAUAAUAGAAAUGAUCACCUUUUUCGUCUUAUGUUUUUUUCUCCGCCCCAUUUGUUCUGCAGACAUCUUGCUUUCAGGACUACAAAAGGGUAAUUUUAGGGGGGGGGGGGGACAAUGAAUCUUUAAGGUAUUUGUUGAGGACAGAUUCUGAGAUUAAUGAAAACAAUUUUUGAGAUACUUUAUAUUAAAGCAGCUAAUGCUAGCAGAGCGUUUUGAAAUCGGGGUGGAAGGGGGGGGUUGUACUUUCAGAAUGCUGCAUAUCAUCCAAGGUAAAUAAGUAAUGACUUGUAGGUAACCUAUUUUUUCAACACUUUACGCAGGGCAGAGGCUCUUGGCUUAAAAUCACCAGGGAGCACAAUUCAAGAGCAGCUUUUCUUGGAUUAGGUAGCAUGCUUAUAAUAUUGUGGAAAGCUGUCGAACAUUAGUGAUGUGUGUUGACGGCCGUCGUUGCCAUUCGAUAAGGUUCUUCUUUGAUCGUGUAAUCUAUAUUUCAAGUACUUUCUGUUUCCUCUGCCAGAGAAUUACAGCGGCCGUCUGUAACGUAGCAUGACGGGUUUUUACACGCUGGAUUUAGGUUGUGUUAAACCUUGACUGUGAUGUGACAUUGGAGUGAGUCUCUUUGUUUUGUUAUGUGGCAAGAAUGUGACUUUUUUUUUUUUAAGAGAGAGAGAGAGUAUAUGGAAUCUUUAAGAUGCCUAAAUUCUUUUUUUUUUAUUAUUAUUAUUAUUGUCUGAAAUUUGUGAAGGAAAACUGAAGUAGAGCAUGCAGGUUAUCAACCUGUGUCUCUCUUCUUUUUUUUUUACCUCAGUGAUACAAAAACACAUCUGAGUUUUGUGGCUUUUGCAAUCAGAAUCACACACACACACUUCAUCAGAUCAGUGUUGAAUAUGUUGAUUUCUCAGUGUAUUGAAAUUCUGUUGCUGGUUGUUUCGCUUCCUGUGCUUGAGAAAAAAAAAAAAAAAGGAGAAAAAAAAGCAUGACCUUGAGGGUGGCUGUGUUAACUGUGUCGGGUGGCUGUCACUGUGGGGUACUUGGAUGCUUUUCAUCUCUUGCAUGUUGGUGGCCCCUCGCGCGAAAACAUUUGGUGGGAAGAGGGUUCUGCGGGAGGGAGGGGAGCUUCAAUUCGAUGUUUUAAGAAGUACAUAGUGAACGAUGUAUGUAUUGCAACACUGGGACGUCUAUUAACCUUUGCGUAUCGCAUACCGGAGCGCUCGCCCUGACCUUCCCCAUACCCCGUAAACUGGAUGUAGUUUUAAAAUACUGUGAAGAAUGUUUAAUGUGUCUAUACUGUUAUAUGUAUAUUUUUUUUAAGUGUCAAACUGUUAAUAGGUUACAGCCUGAAUGUAUUCCAUGAUGAGUUGGAGAGAUAGUUUUGUUUUUAUUAAUUUGUUCUUUUUUUUACACCCAGCCAGGCGUUUUUUUUUUUUCCUCUGCUGGCCAGAGUAAUAACUGCAGUAUUUAAUUCUUUGUAAUGCACAUAUAAAACAAAAAAAUAUACUAAAAAGUACUUGAAAUAAUGUAGCCAAACCCCUACUGAGGAUUAAUUAUUGCUGCUGAAAGGUUUUCACCUAAUGCAAUGAGCAUCUUGAUGCAGUUGUACUGCUAAUGUAGCUUUAUACUUAUAGGGAUAUAACCAGUUCCUUUCAAAAGUUUUCAUACCCCUUUAAAAACGUUUUGCAUUUUGACACACUACAGCCACAAAUUGUGACUCAACUAACAGUAGUAACUACCGUAAUAGUAAAGUGCAAGAAAAAAGAUGCAAAGUUUAUGAACCGUGUAAAAUAAAAUAAAAUAAAAUAAAAUUCUAAAGUGUGGCAUGCAUUUGGAUUCAGCCUCCAGCCUUACACACUUUGACCCAUUUUCUUCUACAAAUUGGCUCAAACUCGCUCAGGCUGAAUGGAGAACUUCAUCUUUGAACAGGUAGUUGUUUUGUUUUUGUUUUUUGCAAAAAUUCCUAAUUGGAUUUGGCUCUGGACGUUGAACGGUCCAUUCUGACACAAGAACAUGCUUUCGGACUGAUCCAUUCGAUAGCGGCCGUGGCUGCAUGUUUAGCUUGUCCUCAAAAGGUUCAGUUCCCAGAUAUCUCCAGUUUAGUUUUGCCUAAUCAUUAUUUACUCUGAAGAUAUUUAAUUUGCACUUGUCAAAUCUAAAAAAACAAAACAAAAAAACACGUUUAACGUAUCUCAAAUUGUGUCAUCCAAGAUAAAUUUGAUUAGAAUUGCGACUAGUCAGAACUACUUUAUUGCUAGUUAUGAUUUAACUGUUCAUAUCUGAAAUAUGUCAUUUAUAAUAGUUAUAAUGCAAUUAGUUAUAUCUUAAAUGGGUAUUUUGUCAAGUCAAAAUAUAAUUAGAAACCUCUAUUUACUAAUGCAUCUGCUCAUAAGGCAACAUCAGAUAUCUGGCGUGCCAUGCUGCUUUAUGUUUACCCCGUAACGUCUCACUAAAGUCUAUUGAAAUUUGUGUCAAAAAAGCUGAGCACUUUUGAAGGGGACUGCAACUGGAUCCUUGUACGCAUCAUUCGAUGUUAAAAUUUACAGGAAGUAAUAAAUGCAUCAUGGAAUACAGAGGCAAAUACUUACGUGUGCAUGUGUACGUUCCCCCAUCAUUCUUUUUGUUCAGAAUGUGUUUUUUUUUUUUUUUCGUCUGGCACAUUCCAGCUGUUUGGCACACAGAGAUGUGGCGUGAUCACAGCUAGAUGGGGUGUGUUCAGUCCUCGUAUUCUUCCACUGAAAGAUUGUACGUCUAAGAAAACCAAAACAAAAAACCCCCCACACACACACACACACACAAACACGAACGCCCGUUGUUACUGUGCUGUCCUUCUGACUUGACCGCUGCUAAACAUUGUAGUUGUAUAUCACCACUUGAAUAUGUCUUUUCUAAGUGUAAACCUCAGGUUGCUUUUGUUCCAGUGUUUUUUUUUUUUUUUUGUUUGUUUUUUUGUUUCGUUUGUUUAUAAUUUCCUUAACGUGUACACCUUUUAUGCAGCCUGCCCCCGCCCCCGUAAACGUCCUGAAGAAUAGUUAAAAAGCUUGAUUUUCAUGCAAGAAACGGAUAAACGUGGAUGUUGGAUGUUAGCUGAUGUGUUACUUGCAGCACUGUGAGCUAUCAAAGCUGGGGGUAAAAAAAAAACAUUAUUUCAGCAACAAUAACUUGCACAUAUUUCAUCUACUUUUUUGCCUGAAGUGAUUGUGAUUGAACUCAAGCGUACAGUGUAAUCUCUACACAUUGCCAUAGGAGCAAACAUUUGGGGAUUUUGUUGAUUUGCAAUAGAUAUUUAGCAUAAUUGUAUUAAAACAAAACCAGGGAGUUGGAAACUAUAAAGAGGAAAAAAAAAAAGUUUGCAAGUACAAGUUUGACUUUCUACAAAGCUUUAUUAAACAACCGCAUUUUAUAAAGUACCAACCGGUAGUUAGCGACGACUGUGCAAAGAGCUCCUGUAUUCUGUAACUCGAUUAGCCUUUAAACUUCAAUAGUUAAUCUGCCUUCACAUUUUUUGCUAUGAAAAGCAAAAACAUCAUUUUGAUAGACUUGGUUUCAUUUUUUUUUUUUUUUUUUAAAUAAGCUGCUGAAUUAAGAAAACAAAUGUAAUACUUUUGGGGCCACCAAAUAUUUUGGAUCAUGCAAAGACUAUAUUGUACUGUAGUAAUUUUGUAAUAUUUGUAAAAUGAUGUAGUGGGCGUGAAUGAUUACCAUUGCUUGAAUCUACAUUGUUCCAAUAAAUUGUUUACAUUA